AACACAGAGACACAUGUAAUUCCAGGGGAUCCAAUGGCAAUGGUGACAGCACAAGCAAGGGCAGUAGAAAAUUUUGAUAGUGGAUUUUCUUUUGUACAUUGUAUGAUUACUGGUACUGGAAAUACAGCAUAUCUAGGAAGGGCAUGGAAACAAUACUCUAAAGUUGUUUUCUCAUAUACUGAUAUGACUGAUGUUAUUCACCCUGAAGGAUGGUCUGAUUUUGGCAAAAAAGAAUUUGGCAGCACGGUAUACUAUGGAGAAUACAAGUGCAAAGGAGCAGGAGCAACUUUGGAUAAAAGAGUUCCAUUUACAAAGAAAUUAACUGAUGAAGAGGCAAAACCUUUUAUUUCCCUGGCUUAUAUUGAAGGCCCUAAGUGGCUACUUCCUCCUGUGACACUUUAAAUAUUCGAAGUAUUAUGUUGUGGUGCUAUUUUAAAACGCUUAUAAAAUUUUGAAUUUUAUUUAUUUUUUUGCUGAAUAAUUUCUCAGUUUUUCAUGUGUCUUCUUCUUAUUUUGUAAAGGAAUGAAAUGUCAUUCCUUAAUAUCUAGGGAACUAUUUAAUUUACAUAUAUGUUGUACUUCUUUUCGUAUCAAUAAAUCGAUAGGGGUCAAGUCAAACCCCAUUUGCAAUCGUU
Solanum pennellii is the source of this 635-nucleotide messenger RNA. Its product is annotated as pectinesterase PPME1-like. The record is from RefSeq and is a predicted model, not a curated record. The transcript has 2 exons. Gene Ontology annotation, molecular function: pectinesterase activity. Gene Ontology annotation, biological process: cell wall modification. NCBI's taxonomy places the organism in Eukaryota, Viridiplantae, Streptophyta, Magnoliopsida, Solanales, Solanaceae. The coding region runs from base 34 to 402 and encodes 122 amino acids.